AUGGUUCUGUUCCGAACCACAACACCUGACCAUUUCGAAAAUGGAGAAUGGAACACCGGUGGGUACUGCAACAGAACGAUGCCGUUUAAACAAGACGAGGCCAAAUUGAAAAUCAUUGAUGAUAUGAUGCGUGAUGAUGAGCUUGAUGGCCAUCCGGGACCGUGUUUGAGGUUUGGUCUCAUGGAGACAGUGAACAAGCCUCCAUAUGUCUUAUCCGAGACAGAGCUAAGCAAUUUGAUCGAGCCAAAAGAAGCGGGCGAGAGUGAGGUAUCAAUCAAGAGAAUAAUAGCUGGUGUGAAAAAGGAGACCAAUACAAUAGCAGCUGCUCUGAAAAAGAAGAACAAUGUCCAAGAAUUUGAGGUAUCAAUUAAGAGAAUAAUGGCUGAGCUGGAGAGGGAGAACAAGAUAGCAAUAGCUGGUCUGAAAAAGAUGACUGAUGUCCAAGAAUUUAAGGCAUCAACCAAGAGAAUAAUAGCUGGUGUGAAUAUGGAGAUCAAUAUACUAAAAGACCGUGUGAAAAAGGAGACGGAGAAUGCUACUUGUGAUGCUAGAGACUGGCUCAAGGGUGUUUGUUCACUCUUGGAAAGUAAGUUUUGGUAA
Microthlaspi erraticum is the source of this 600-nucleotide messenger RNA. NCBI's taxonomy places the organism in Eukaryota, Viridiplantae, Streptophyta, Magnoliopsida, Brassicales, Brassicaceae. The record is from the annotation of a GenBank genome assembly.